CUGAGAGCACUCAGAAUGGCUCCCAGUAACACCAUCAUGAUCCACAUGGAGGAGAAACUGCUGCCAAAAGAAAAGAAUAAACUGAGGAAGCCGGUGGUGGAGAAAAUGCGCCGCGACCGGAUUAACAGCAGCAUCGAGCAGCUGAAACUGCUCCUGGAGAAGGAGUUUCAGAGGCAUCAGCCCAACUCCAAGCUAGAGAAAGCCGACAUCCUAGAAGUGGCUGUCAGCUACCUGAAGCAGCAGAGCCAGCUGCAGAACCCGACAUUCACUCACAAGAACCUCGAGCAGGACUUUAACAGUGGCUACCUGCGGUGCCUCAAGGAAGCAAUGCAUUUUCUGUCCUACUAUGAACCCAAGAAGGAAACUCAGGUGCAGCUCAUCAAGCAUUUCUGCAAAGCCCAGAUGGCUGCAGAUGCCAGGUACUCUCCUGCUCUGCGUAGUCCACCCCUGUCACCCUGCCUGUUUGCCAGAAAGCAACCUGCCCAGAAGACUGUGGCUGCUGCUCCCUCCAUCUGGGGGGAAACCCCUGCUUCUGAGCCUCAGACAAUCCAUCUUUCAUUCGGGCUCUGCAGCGACAGUCCGAGAGAGACACAAACUCCUCCCACAGACAGGGAGGACAGUGACAGGGAUUUGGAUCACAACCGUGUCCCAGUGGGACAGACUGUUGCAAUAACAGCCGAGUUUUGA
Molecule: messenger RNA, 687 nt
Organism: Egretta garzetta (little egret)
Lineage: Eukaryota; Metazoa; Chordata; Aves; Pelecaniformes; Ardeidae
Product: transcription factor HES-5
Exons: 4
Coding region: 16-687 (223 amino acids)
Biological process (GO): regulation of transcription by RNA polymerase II; regulation of neurogenesis; anterior/posterior pattern specification
Cellular component (GO): nucleus
Molecular function (GO): DNA-binding transcription factor activity, RNA polymerase II-specific; RNA polymerase II cis-regulatory region sequence-specific DNA binding; protein dimerization activity
Source: RefSeq, a predicted model, not a curated record